This is a messenger RNA of Colletotrichum spaethianum, 1536 nucleotides long. Its product is annotated as protein AAR2. The coding region runs from base 1 to 1536 and encodes 511 amino acids. Gene Ontology annotation, biological process: spliceosomal tri-snRNP complex assembly. NCBI's taxonomy places the organism in Eukaryota, Fungi, Ascomycota, Sordariomycetes, Glomerellales, Glomerellaceae. The transcript has a single exon. The record is from RefSeq and is a predicted model, not a curated record.
AUGACCUCCGGCGCCUCCAUCGACGUCCCCAUCCGGCCCGCCCUCUUCAAAAACUCGGGCCUGCCAAAGUCCGACUCCUCCGUCUCCACUACGGCUCCAUCCUGCAAAUCCAUCCGCGUCACCGGCGCCCAUCCUCUCGGCUCCCUGCACGUUCACCAGCCCGUCGACUCGUCUCGGUCGCAAGAAGCCGCCAUGAACCCAAACACCCUCCCCGACGACGAUGAGCCCCCGCCUCUGGGCCCCAUCGAGCCUCAAGGUGCCGUCGCCACACAGCGCCCGCCGCCCGAGCAUGAGCACACCCUCGGCGGCGGCGACAUCGUGCUGAUCAUGGACCUUCCCGCUCACUUUACCGUUGGCUACGAUUCCGUCUCCUUCACCGCCCGCGAGUUCGUCGGCGUCAGAGACAUCCCCCCCGGCCCGCACUUUUUCUGGGUCUCGGAAACGGAGGCCAGCACCACACGCUGCGGCUUCUGGGUCAUCAGCUCGGCCACGGAGAAGAUUCACGUCAUGCAGUGGGACAAGUUCAACGAGGUUGUCGGCGAGCCCGCCAGCCAGGUCGAGGCCCGCUUUCAGAAGGAUAACAUCCAGGACAUCUACCCCAAGCUGGCCCCUUACCAGUUCCGCGCCCUCAACGCAAACGUCAAGUCGGUAGCCGCCGGCUCGUCCAGCCCGGAACCUGAGUUCGCAAGGAACACCAACAUCUGGCAGCAGCUUACCAACGCCAUCUCGGCCCCUCUGCUGAGCAGAAUUACCGCCCGUCAGGCCGGAAAUUGGGCUGUGCACACCUCGGACCGCGUAAGGGGCGCUCUGAUGCUCCCCGCCGAGGUCGAGCUCGAGAAGAGGAUGCCCAGCGUAGUCGCGAGCACAGAGUUGAACUUUACCUUCAGCCAGGGCGCAAAAACGUACGAUGCGGACACUGUCGGCCCCGCACGCACCGAGCAGGCCGUCGAUGCUACGGCUUACUUGCUGUCCACGGCUAUCAGUGACGACGACAUUGUUGGCGAGCUGCAGUUCGCCUUCAUCGUCGGAAUGCACCUCGGCAACGAAGCCUGCGUCCAGCAGUGGUGGCACAUGCUGGUCUCGGUCGUCCUGAAGGCCUACACCCUGCCCCUCAAGCGCCCCGAGCUGGCUCGCGCCCUCCUGCAGACAAUCACGGCUCAGCUCGUCUACAACGAACGCUACCUUGACGGCUCCGUCCUCGACUAUGGCCCGUCAUACUCCCGCGACCUCCGUAUGGCUCUCAUUGUCUACAAGCGACGCCUCAACGAAGUGCUUCUGGCACUCAACUCACUCGCCACUCCAGAGCAGGCUGCCGUCGGCCAGGCAUUCUCCGAACUCGAGACGUGGGUCUGGAAAUUUGGAUGGGACAUCAGAAGCGACUACCUACGAAAGGGCAAGAAGAUGCUCGAGGACGGCGAGGAAGUCGAGCUGGAGAUGGAUGACCUCGAGGCCGAGGAUGAGCGAGGCGAGUUCGCCGCGACGGUGGUCGAGCUGGACGAGAGCGGAAAGCAGAAGGAUCUUGUCUCGUGGGAUUAG